UGUAAGAAAAUACAAUUUUCCGAAAGAGCAGCGCGACUUUGUAAUAGAAAUGGAACAAGGAAGAAGUCUAAUUUAAAGUUUUGGGGCAAAACAACUGGUGGGACGACGUGGCAAGUUAUUAUUGGAAGAAGGAUGGUAUACUUGACGUGGCGAUGGUACACCAAGCACACUCUUCCAUUUCUGUUAACGUUCAUCUUGCCGGAACAAUAAGAAAACAGUCCGGCUUGAAACUGCACGCGCCACUUCAUCUCUUCUUCCAAACAUGCGCAGGUUCUGCUACACUCUUCUCGUCGUACUUGCGCUCCUCCCUCUUUCUACACUCGCACGCCCAUUCGUCCUCAUCCUCACCCCCGACGACCUCAGUGACACCGCACCACCGUCCUCCGAAUCCGCCGCGGACAGCGGCGACACGUCGGACUGGGAUGAGUUCGGGGACUCCGACGCCAGGCUCGACGACGAGCUCGACCCGGGCUCCUGGCGCCCGAUCUUGGAGCCGGAUUCGGGUCCGGAACCAAAGACUGAGGAUGAGGCGGUGUACUACUCCGGCGUGGCGAAGAUGAUCGCUGCUGCUAGCUCUGGCGGACCGAGGGUCAUGGAGGAGGCGGCAUCGGAGAUUGAAGCGGCCGCGACAGCGGGGAACCCCCUUGCGCAGUCGGCGUUAGGGUUUUUGUAUGAGACGGGCAUGAUGAGGGAGAGGAACAAAGCCAAGGCGUUUAUGUAUCAUUACUUUGCUACCGAUGGCGGUAACACGCAGUCUAAGAUGGUUCUUGCCUACACUUACUCGCGCCAAGAUAUGUAUGAUAAAGCGGUUGAGCUAUAUGCUGAAUUAGCAGAAAUAGCUGUGAACAGUUUUUUAAUUUCGAAGGAUUCACCAGUGAUUGAACCUGUUAGGCUCCAUAAUGGAGCUGAAGAGAACAAAGAGGCCCUGAGGAAGUCUAGAGGGGAGGAAGAUGAAGACUUCCAGAUCUUGGAAUACCAGGCUCAAAAAGGGAAUGCAGCAGCUAUGUAUAAAAUUGGGAUAUUUUACUACUUUGGAUUGAGAGGAUUGAGGCGUGAUCGUGCCAAGGCAUUGUUGUGGUUUCUAAAGGCUGUGGAGAAGGGGGAGCCAAGGUCCAUGGAACUUCUUGGGGAGAUUUACGCAAGGGGAGCUGGUGUUGAGAGGAACUACACUAAGGCGUUGGAAUGGCUAACGCUCGCAUCCCAACGACUCCCUUCAGCUUAUAACGGGAUGGGGUAUUUAUAUGUGAAAGGUUACGGAGUGGAAAAGAAGAACUACACCAAAGCAAAAGAAUACUUUGAGAAGGCUGUUGAUCAUGAUGAGGCUGGUGGGCACUAUAACCUAGGUGUAAUGUAUCUCAAAGGAGUUGGAGUAAAAAGGGAUGUGAAGCUAGCUUGCAAUUAUUUUAUAAUGGCAGCUAAAGAAGGGCAGCCAAAGGCAUUUUACCAGUUGGCAAAGAUGUUCCAUACUGGUGUGGGGCUUAAGAGGAAUCUUCCUAUGGCUACUGCAUUAUACAAACUAGUUGCAGAACGGGGACCAUGGAGUUCCUUGUCUAGAUGGGCACUGGAGUCAUACCUAAAAGGUGAUGUGGGGAAGGCGUUCCUCUUGUACUCUAGGAUGGCUGAGCUAGGCUAUGAGGUGGCACAAAGUAAUGCUGCAUGGAUUCUUGACAAAUAUAGGGAACGUAGUAUGUGCAUAGGAGAAUCUGGAUUUUGUACAGAUGCAGAAAGGCUUCAGCGGGCACAUUCUUUGUGGUGGCAAGCUUCUGAGCAGGGUAAUGAACAUGCUGCUUUGCUGAUCGGGGAUGCUUAUUACUAUGGUCGGGGUACUGAGAGAGAUUAUGAUCGAGCUGCAAAGGCAUACAUGCAUGCCAAGUCCCAAUCCAAUGCACAAGCCAUGUUCAACCUUGGGUACAUGCAUGAGCAUGGACAAGGACUUCCAUUUGAUCUUCAUCUUGCAAAGCGUUACUAUGAUCAAGCCCUAGAGAUUGAUUCUGCUGCAAAAUUGCCUGUUACAUUGGCUCUUACGAGCUUGUGGAUACGAAAGAACUAUGCCAGCAGUUUCCUAGUUGACUUGGUCGAUUCACUGCCUGAAGUCUAUCCAAAAGUGGAAGCAUGGGUGGAGAAUGUGAUCAUGGAGGAAGGAAAUGCAACAAUUCUCACCCUUUUUGUCUGCCUACUGACAGUCCUUUACCUUCGUGAACGACAACGUAGGCAUGUGGCUGCUGCUCCAGAGGCAGCCCUGCCACUCCUUCCCAAUGAGCACGGUGUACUUGCUGCACCCCAUUAAUUAGUGGGACUGAUGCUCUUUAAAAAUCAUGAGAUUGUUAUUGCAGUCUCCAUGCAUGAAAAAAAGGUAAAGAUUUUUAUUGAAGAAUUAUGUAUAGGUGUUUGUUUUGGUGUCACCAAAUUGAGCUGUUGGUUUUAGGUAGAUUGUACAAUAGAGAGACUUGGCAAGGAGGAAAUAAGAGAUGAUCUUUGCCUCCACAUCAGAACCCAGUAUUUAACAUAGAUAUGGCACAUGUGAACUGCAGUUGUGGGGGGUAUGUCUCCAAGUCUAAUCGUGGUAUCCACAUUCAUUUACACCAAAAAUAGAAAUGAGCAAAGUAAUUCAUUGACA
This is a messenger RNA of Vitis vinifera (wine grape), 2617 nucleotides long. Its product is annotated as ERAD-associated E3 ubiquitin-protein ligase component HRD3A. Gene Ontology annotation, molecular function: protein binding. NCBI's taxonomy places the organism in Eukaryota, Viridiplantae, Streptophyta, Magnoliopsida, Vitales, Vitaceae. The coding region runs from base 263 to 2287 and encodes 674 amino acids. The transcript has 6 exons. The record is from RefSeq and is a predicted model, not a curated record.